Messenger RNA from Aspergillus costaricaensis CBS 115574, 416 nucleotides. RefSeq lists its product as uncharacterized. The transcript is spliced from 3 exons. The record is from RefSeq and is a predicted model, not a curated record. NCBI's taxonomy places the organism in Eukaryota, Fungi, Ascomycota, Eurotiomycetes, Eurotiales, Aspergillaceae. The annotation marks the transcript as partial.
GUCAUUUGUGCCACUCAUCCUCUACCUUGCAGUACAUCGGAGAAUUAUUGGAGAGAUCGUCGCACUUCGGCCGGGAUCGCUAAAGGGCAUCGUAAUCUUCCUGGGAUCAUCUUCAUCUUCUUGUAUUUUCUUUGUCUUCUUCUGCCUUCAAGUUUAUGGCAAAGAAAUAUCCCGGUAUAUGGCGACUCGGAUACAGUUGCCGCGAGACUUUCAAGGGAUAACCGUGGAUGCUGGCGGGAGGUUUCUUGGAUCACACGUUUCGGCCGGCGGCAAUGCAGACGAGGGUUCCAUGGUCCAAAUGUAUCACAAUCAGGGAAUGAGUAUCCGAAGUGUCGCGAUGGAGGCACGUUAUUGAUGGUGACACAGACCACAACACCUACAGGGAGAGAAUAGAAAAUAGAAAAUAGAAAAAAGAG